Messenger RNA from Xyrauchen texanus (razorback sucker), 4741 nucleotides. RefSeq lists its product as uncharacterized. Bases 186 to 2405 code for a protein of 739 amino acids. The record is from RefSeq and is a predicted model, not a curated record. NCBI's taxonomy places the organism in Eukaryota, Metazoa, Chordata, Actinopteri, Cypriniformes, Catostomidae. The transcript is spliced from 9 exons.
CACUCGUCAAUCCAUAUUUACUGGAUCAUUUUUAGCGACACAGAAGUAAUCAUCCUCCAGUAACUCUCAGUCGGUCUCUCUCUGUAGUCAAUGUUUCUCCUGCAAACGCUUAAUGGACUGAACAGCAGAUUAAUAUGAACAAUCUCCAUUGAUCGUUUCGUUUUAUUCAGCUCUACAGCAGCACAAUGUACAGCCUUAUUUUACCCUGCUUUUUCUCAGUAUUUUUGGAUGGUGUGUUUGCCAUUGAGACGGAUGUAAUGAAGACCGUAAUAGAGGGAGAUUCUGUCACUCUAAACAUUGAUUAUUCUGAAAUACAGUAUAUUCUGAUUCAAUGGUUUGCACCUCAACGCUUUUUUAUAGCUCGAAUAGAUGGAGAUGACAAUAAAGUUUCAUAUGGGGAUGAUAAGAUAUUCAGAGACCGAGUGCAACUGGAUCAGACAGGAUCUCUCACCAUCAGGAACAUCAGAAUCAAACAUGCCGGUCAAUAUAAAGUAGAGAUAAUCAGCAGCAAAACCACUACCUACCUGACAUUUACUAUUACUGUCCAUGAUUCUCCACGUGUAUCUCGUGGACAGACAGAAGACUUGAAGACUGUGCCAGUGACGGCUGGAGAUUCUACCACUUUAAGCACAGAUUUUAAAUCGCACGGAGAUGAGCUGAUACUGUGGAGGUUUGGACCUGAAGGCCAUCUCAUAGCUAAAUGGGAUAUAGAGGACCGUAAUAUCUCAUAUGACGGUAUGGGUGGGAGAUUCAAUGGCAGACUACAGCUGGAUCAGACUGGAUCUCUCACCAUCACAAACACUAGGACCACAGACACUGGACUCUAUCAACUACAGAUCUACAAUAACAGAGGGACAAAACACAGGAGAUUCAGUGUUUCUGUCAGUGAGGCGGGUCUGUCUUCAGGUGCUGUAGCAGGAAUAUGUGUUGUUGUACUGUUGGUAACAGCUGCAGCUGCAACUGCUAUUGUUAUUUAUUAUCGGCACAGGAUCUCUCAACUAAAGACACAAAUAAGUGAUACAGAUGAACUGAAGACCACUUUAAUGAUGAAGGGAGAACCUGUCACUCUAAGCGCUGAUGAUGCUCAUAUACGGAAAGAUGAUGUAAAUGUGUAUUUUGGAGUCGCUCUUUUAGCUAAAAUCAGAAGAGGAGAGAUCUCAUCUGAUGGGGUUGAUGAGAGAUUCAGAGACAGGCUGCAGCUGGAUCAGAAGGGAUUUCUCAUCAUAACAGACAGCAGAAGCACAGACACUGGACUUUAUGAACUUAAGAUCAUCAGCAGCAGCAGCAGAGAGAUUGCAUACAUGAGAUUAUUUGCUACUGUCAGUGAUGAAGAAGUGAUCCGAAAGCAAGUGACGAAGGGAUGUCCAGUCUCUCUAAUCACAUUUACUGAAAUAAAGGAAGAUGCUGAGAUAAUGUGGAGAUUUGAAAACACUACCAUAGCUAAUAAAAACAAAACAGACAAAAGCAUCUCAUUUAAAGAUGAUGUUCUUAAUGGGAGAUUCAAAGGCAGGCUGCAGGUAAACCAACAGACUGGAUCGUUCAUCAUAACUGACAGCAGAAUCACCGACUCUGGAGAGUAUGAUCUUUUGAUCACCAGCAGAAGAGCAAUUGUACACCAGAGAUUUGAUGUUACUGUCCAUGCUGGUGUUGAUACAGAUGCAAUGACAGUUUUAGUGAUGGAUGGAGAAUCUGUCACUCUAAUCACCGAUGAUACUCGCGUGCAGAGUGAUGAUGUGAACGUGUAUUUUGAAGACACUCUCAUAGCUCAAAUCAGAGAAGGAAAGAUCUCAUCAGAUGAUGGGAGAUACAUAGACAAACUGCAGCUGGAUCGGACUGCUGGAUCUCUCGUCAUCACUGACGCAAGAACCAGAAACAACGGACUUUAUAAACUGAAGAUAAGCGAGAUCACAUAUAAGAGAAUAAUUGUUACUGUCAUUGGUGAACAAGUGAUCACAAAGAAAGAGAUGGAGGGACAUUUUGUCAAUCUAAACACUGAUACUGAAAUACAAGAAGAUGCUCAAAUAGUGUGGACAUUUGAAGACAUUGUCAUAGCUGACAAAAACAAAGAGAACAAAAAGAUGUCAUUACAUGAGGAUGCUCGUGAUGGGAGAUUCAGAGGCAGACUGAAGGUGAACGAACAGACUGGAUCUCUCACCAUCACAAACACCAGAAUCACCGACUCUGGAGAAUAUGACCUAAAGAUCAACACCAGAAGAGCAAAUAUACAUAAGAGAUUCAAUGUUAUUAUAUGUGGACGUUCCAGAUCAGGCAGUGUGAAUGAAUCGUCAAUGAUGAACAUGCUUCCACUGAAUGUAUUUGGUUAUGAUGGAGCAAAUGAGUCAGAUCCUUUGUUUAAUGAUGGGGUAGAUGAUGGAGAGAAUGAGCUGUUGGGGACUCCUGUUUGAGUUGGACCACGCUCACUAGUGUGAAUCACUAAAUGCACCAUUUGUGAAGACCUCACUAGUACAAAGUAUCUGGUUUUAUGGUGUUUUCAGACAAGUGGCUCGCUUGAUUGGUUCCGAAUUAAUUGGGCUAAAAUUGUUACAAUGUUGCAUUUUCUUCUUGGUUAGGUUUUGCUUUCACAAGACAACGUUUCAAACCUUUAUCGGCCAGAAAGUUUGUGCGAUGUACCCAGGUUUAGCUUAUUCAUAUACUGAUAUCGAUAUGCCCGUUAAAUUAUAUACCUGAAUUAAUUUGUCAUCUGCAGUGUUGGAUAAAGUACCCAAUCCUAAUAUUUAAACAUGCACUUUGUAACUAUUGUCUUUGUGUUGUCUUGGACUUACACUGACACCUAGUGGCUUGGAUGCAGCAUCAUUUAAAAUCAUUAGUUUCAGUUUCAGAUGCCAUUGUAGAAAUGUAGUAUUCACAUUCAGCUCAUUGAUGACUUUAAUCAAUGAGUGCAAAUGUAAAAAAUCAGGGCUUCCCAAAAGCAUCGUAAGCCUAAGUAGAUCGUAGAAUCCAUCUUAUGAUUCAUCUUAGUUUUUCAGCCCAUUUCCCAAAAGCGUCUUAAUUUAAGUACGGUAGUACUUAAAUGCUCGUAGGUUAACGAGUGCUAUUAAAAUGCAAAGAAAUGUAUCGUUCUGCACACAACAAUUGCAAAACAAAAUGCAAUUAUGUAGUCAAUUAUGUUGUACAGUUUAAGAAAAUAUUUUUAUAGGUAAAUGACAAAGUUUUUAAAGUUACACACUAAUAAAAUGAAGAUGACGAGCAGCACUAUACAGUCACUUUUCAGCACUUUAUGUUUAUGGACAGCGUCUCUCUUAAGUAGCACUUAAAGCGCAUCCUUGCACAUUCAUGUUAAGUGCAGUUUUGGGAAACGCACAUAAAAUAUAACGAACGUUCGCAAAAUCGCUCGUAGAAAACGGUCUUAACCGCAAAGAUCAAUCGUUAUCGGGAAAUGUAGCCCAGGACGGUUACUGACAUUAAGCGAGUUGUAUUCAGCUGGUCAUGUGAUUCCAACAUGGCCGCCCCCAUGUGUGGACCCUCUCCAUGUAGACUAAAACCGCCUUUAUAAGGUUACUGAUAUGACUGGAGUCUUCAUUUUAAUGCGAGUGCUCAUGAAUUUAUACAUAUAUUACAAAAAUUACAAUUCUUGUCUUUACGAGUUCAACUUUUUUAAUGGGGAGAAGUUACUGAGUCCACCUUUUAAGUAAAAGAUAUCUUUAUGUAAAAUGGCUCAAGUAGAAGUUAAAGUAGCUCAUGAGGAAAAUACUUAAGUAAAAUUAAUAAAGUAAGCAUUAUCAAAUGUAUUUAAAUAUCAGAAGUAUGAGAAUAUAUCUUUGACUGAUUCUAAAGAAUCAAAUUGAUCAAAAGGUUCGAUUCAAAUGAUUCAAUCACAAAUAAUUUCUCUAAAUGAUUCAAAAGAAUCCAAUUGAUCAAAACAUUACACAAACAAUUCGCUAAUUGAUUAGUUCAGUCCACCUUUUGAACUGUUUUGACUGAUUCAAAAGAAUCAAAUUGAUCAAAAGAUUUGCUAAAUGAAUCACUCAGUCGGUAUUUUGAACCAGUUUGACAAUUUCAAAAGAAUCAAACUCAAAAAAGUUUCAUCUCAAUCAAUUAUUUGACCAAUCGGAGGACACAUCACUAAUCUGUGUGCAGUUUAUAUUUGCAGCUGUUGUUUUUGUUGUGGUUUUCAGUUGCAAAAGUAAUGUAAAAGUGUUCAUUUUCUCUUUAAAAUGUUGUGAAGUAAAAGUGAAACUCGGCUUGAUUAAAGUAGAAAUAUUCAAAAACUGUACUUAAGUACAGUAACUAAGUACUUUUAUUUUGUUACUAUACUUCUCUAGUCAGCUGUUUAACAAUAGCCAAAAAUGUUUAUGUUACGGUUAUGCAAAGCAUCGCUACAUGGUACAGAAUGCACGUUCCUUUCAGAGGUUGCACUGCGAAUACACAUUAUCUGUCACUCGGAUAGAUAUGAUCAGUAAAAUUUCCAUUGUUGUUAUUUUGUAUCUGUCGUUAGUCGGCUUUGCAUUAUUUCUGUAUUUAAAAGUGCAUUUUCUCACGGUCACAGAGUUCUUUCUCUCAUGCAUACAGCAGAAAGAGUGAAGAAAGGUUAAUAAUGUUUUCAACUGUCAAAAAGCUGCUAACGCAACCCUGAUAGCACACACACAUCACGCAGACGUCUAUUUUACAUUGUCUAUAUGACUAUAUUGACGUCUAUAUGACGUAUGUUAAAGGUCUGGUCUCUGAUGUCAAUAUGACGUUCAGCAGAUGUCUUUGAGACGUUUAUUAUACAGAGUGUUUG